AUGGUCAUGUGCAAAGACACAUCUGUCUUUAUAGAAUUCAAUCAAGGCGCCCAAUGGUCUGAGAUUAGUGUCACUGAUCUGAUUAUAAAGCCCAUAACUGAAGGAUUUGUGAAUAAGUUAUAUUUAUGCUGUUUGCCGGAUAAUUACAAACAAACUGCACAUUAUGAACAGUUUAAGGACUUUAUUAAUGAGACACAAGUGCUGGCAAUUAAUCUCCUGUUGUCGUCAAUCAAUAUCAGUCCCAAACUGUUGGGUGUUUUUCCCAACGGAACCAUCAAUGAGUACAUCGAUUCCAGAUAUUUCAACGCCACGGAUGACUUGAACACGAAGACAGUGUCCCAAUUGGCCCAAAAGAUUGCCACAAUUCACUCGCAACGGAUGCCAAUCACUAAACACACUAAACCUAUGAUCGAUGUAUUUGAUGAAUGGCUGACAGACGAGUUGAGACAAUCGCUGGCAAACGGUAUUGUACGGCAACAGAUGCUCAACACCUAUGAGAUUAAAGACAUGGAUUUGAUGGCAGAGUUGUUGUGGCUCACGACGGCCAUCAAACAGCUCCGAUCGCCGAUUGUCUUCUCUCACAAUGACUUUAAUCGGCGCAACACUUUGGUCAGGGAAUCCAUAGUGAACAACAACCAGGAGCUGGACAUCUAUCUCAUAGACUUUGAUUUUUCUAACUAUGACUGCCGGGGCGUCGACUUUGGCCAAUACUUUGCUGGUUGGGGUCAAAAGGUGACCGACUUUGGCGACGGCCCGUUCCCGGCCGACCAUCAGAUGUUGCCUUUUAUUGACGCCUAUGUGGACGAGAUGUGCAAAAUUCACGGCAACUCUUUCCGGGAAUUACCGAUCAAUUCCCGGCAGUCAAUGACUAAAGAGGCAAAAGUGUAUACUUUAAUGGCAUAUAUUAAAGAUAUACUAUAUAUCAUUUGGGAGACAACUAAUAGCAAGCGCACAGAUCUUGUGCCAAAGGCGGAGAUCAGGUAUAACUGCUAUCGAGUGCUGAAGAAACUUAAACUCGUAAACAAUGGAGGAUUCGGUGUCGGCUGA
Molecule: messenger RNA, 1047 nt
Organism: Medioppia subpectinata
Lineage: Eukaryota; Metazoa; Arthropoda; Arachnida; Sarcoptiformes; Oppiidae
Source: the annotation of a GenBank genome assembly